Mesocestoides corti is the source of this 1920-nucleotide messenger RNA. Lineage: Eukaryota; Metazoa; Platyhelminthes; Cestoda; Cyclophyllidea; Mesocestoididae. The record is from the annotation of a GenBank genome assembly.
AUGGACAACAAAUAUCCAGCUGACUCAUUUACUAGUCAAGACGCAUUUACACCGGAAAUUUCGGAAAAUCUGUCAGUUACAUUGGAUUACAUCCCCGAUCGUGGCCCGCUUCUUUGGUCUCGGUGGAUUCUCAUCCUGCUUUGUCUCGUACAAUUAGCCUCUGCCUUCGCCGUAAUUGGAUGCCACGUGGUGGACUUUUCAGAGGACACAAAAUUAGAGGUUGGCAUUUCAUUCGGUCUGCUCCUCUUCGGGAAUAUUUUCGCGACGGGCAUCGUCACUCUGGUCUUGUUCUAUCGUCGGUGGAGGCAGGCGGCUGCGACGCCUCGCUCGAAGGCGGCCGAGGAGAACCACGAGGCGUGGAUAUGCACGCGAGCUGCCCUCUCGCUCGUCGGCAUGGCCCCCAUUGCAAGAUACGUGGAGUUGUUCGCCAUCUACAGACGCCUUUCUACAAUGGAAAGCUUGUACCUCAAGGAACCAACACCUCCAUCACUCGGGCCUACCUUCCAGUAUAGAAUACCCAAGCAAGAAAUGAUGUCGAACGCCUCGGCAUUCUCCAUGUCCUCGGAAAAUCGACGCAGUAAGUGGAGUAACGUGGGACGAGUUGUUGCCGCGGUCACUGCCCUGCCACAAGUGGCUGGUGCCUCUGAAACGAGUGAUUUAGCCAAGCAGCUGCGGAAAUUACGUCGCCUGCGUCGGCUGUUUGUGCAGUUGGAUUUUGACGCUUGUGUGGUUGCGCUAGCGAAUGCUUCCCUCGGGGCUGGUCCGUUCGCAAUCGCCCAAGGCGUGCUCUACAUGCGGCGUCUCAUGCUUAAUCGCAUGAUGCCCUUAUCCACGUCUGGUGCAAUCUUAGCUUCUUACAUCUUCUCCUUCCUAUGGUUGGCCUCAGCCGCUUGUCAGUUCCAACCAGAUGCCCAUUACUUUUCCCCCACGGACCUGCUUCGCAGUGGAAUUCGUGAGAAGCACGUCUCGGCGGGGGGACGUGUUCUCAUGUUCUUCGCGCGCUCCUUCCACAUUUUUAUGCGACUUCUCGCCCUAAUGCUCUUCGUCUCCCUCUUUGGCUGGCUCGUGGCAGCCGUGCUGGGCAUUCACUGCGCCAUUUACCUCGUCAGUCUGUUGGUGUACCGCGGCAGCAGAGGUGUGCUCUCCACCGCCUACAAAGCGAACCCGCAGUACCGAAGGCCAUUUGAAGAAAGACUAAAGUCCAAAGGUAUCCUCAAGCACCUUGGUGGGGAUCUCCUUUAUACGUACGCCAGCAUCUUCGACUUCUUCAAUGGCAGUGCAGGCAAAACGCGUCUACGCUCGAUGAUCUACUACACCAUCUUCUACCUCGAAAACUCCGUAAUGGUUGGGGCCUGGUACGCAAAGUUUCCAUUCACCGCUUCCUGGUACUACCUGCCCGCGCUCUUGGUCGUAGUAACCGUUCAAUGGGUCGGCGCGAUUUUCCUGCAGCUCUACUUUUUCUACUUCUCAAACUCGCCUCGUGGGACGUCCUUGUGUGGUCUCUGCUGUCCUGACGAGCUGCGCGGUCCUGUCCCACUGCGGUACACACCUCCCUCCUCAAACCAGGCUGCGCCAGUGCAGAAGGCUCAGCCCAUGCCCUCCCCCCCAGUGGACUAUCCAGUCUUGGUUCUUGGCAGCGGCCCCAACCACACCUCUCUGUAUUCCAGAAGAAUGUCCGCUCGACAGAGCCUCGAGUCACCCUCACCAGCUCCACCUUCAAGGACUGACUCCUUCACUGCUGUCACCUCUGAGGCUCCCAGGAAGCCUCGUUCGCGUUUCCUCUACGUCCGGGAUCCGGUGGAAGAAGAACAGAACGACAAUUCAUCAGACGGUUAUGUUGACAAGCAGGAUGGAGAAGAGGAGUGGCGGGGGUGGGAGGAAGGAGAAUUAGGCGGCGCUUCCAAGACGGCGUUCAUGUGA